Messenger RNA from Lottia gigantea (owl limpet), 1757 nucleotides. RefSeq lists its product as hypothetical. The record is from RefSeq and is a predicted model, not a curated record. The transcript is spliced from 4 exons. The coding region runs from base 1 to 1323 and encodes 440 amino acids. NCBI's taxonomy places the organism in Eukaryota, Metazoa, Mollusca, Gastropoda, Lottiidae.
AUGGUUGAAAACCCCUGUGUGGCCUUUAUGUUCAUAUUUACGGCGUUUGUGUCAUUGCAAAGCCUACAGAGUGUGCUUCAUUCGUCAGGUAUCGGACUUGUAUCUUUAAGUUGUAUAUAUACCAGUACUGUGAUUUCCUGUUUAUUUGCACCAUGGUUAAUUAGCAAAAUCACCACCAAAUGGACCAUUGUGGCAGCCUUCGCUGUUAUUACUGCUUAUUUUGGCGCCAAUUUUUUCUCUUCGCAUUUUGUACUUAUACCUUUUGGAAUUUUAAUGGGAUUGAUGGCUGGUCCUUUAUGGAGUGCCCAGGCAACUUAUAUAACAACAUUGUCAAUCACCUAUGCUAAACAUAUGCAAAUGGACGAAUGUGACUCAAUGAUAAACAAGUUCAUGGGGUUAUUUUAUGGCUGCUACCGGAGUAGUCAAAUUUGGGGGAACCUCAUUUCUACUGUGGUUCUGCACUCCAACGUUUCUUAUGGCAAUCUGUUCGACAAUACGACCUACACCAGACAUUGUGGUGCUAGUCAAUGUGAUAUCCAUUCCAAUGAAUUGUCAAAUUUUGAUAUUGUGGUUCCAGAUUCCACCAAAUACAUGUUAUUAACAAUAUUCUUGGCUUGUGGCAUCAUGGCAAUAGUUAUAAUCUGUGUUCUACUGGACAAUACUGAAAUUGUCAAAACGGAUUUUGAAUCCGAAUUGAACCUAACGAACUCCGAUACGUUGAUAUCCACGUUGAAUAUGUUAAAGGAUCCUAAAUGUUUGCUAUUGAUACCAUUGGUAUUAUUUGUUGGGUUAGAACAAGGUUUUGUGUUCGGCGAUUUUACCAAGUCGUAUGUAAACUGUACUUUAGGAGUCAAUGGUAUUGGUCCUUUAUUGGUUUGUUUUGGUACAGUUAGUUCAAUAUCCUCCUUAGUAAUUGGCUUCAUAUCCAAACAUAUCAAGCGAUUUGCCUUCAUUAUAGCGGCAGCCAUUUUUAAUAUUGGUUUAUUGAUUGUUUUAUGGUUAUGGCGCCCUCUUCCUAUUGAUAUCCCCAAUUUCUAUGUAAUUGCUGGAUGUUUGGGAUUAUGUGAUGCUAUCUGGCAGACACAGACAUAUACUUUGUUCGGUGUUCUCUUUGCUCACAAACAGGAAGCUGCGUUUUCUUCAUACCGGAUGUUCCAUGCUACUGGAUGUGCCGUUGCCUUUGGUUACAGCUACUUCCUGUGUGUAGAGACGAAAGUUUACAUCAUGGCUGCCGUCCUAGCUAUAGCACUAUCGCUCUACAGUAUUAUUGAAAUAAAAUUACAAAUUUACAAUAGACAGUUGAAAGAAAUUGUGGCUUUAUAAGUAAACUAUGAACGAACUAACGAAGGAAAAAUGAGUGAAGAAUGACGAUUUUCAUUUGGAAUGAAAAAUUUGCAAAAAUUGGAAUUAGGCUAAGGAUUAAUCUUAAAGCUAAUGAAAUUUUUAUUGAAGUUUCAAACAUUUUUUCACAACAUUAUAUUUUGGUUGGAGGCAUGUUGGAUUAUGCAUUUACAAUAAUUUUUUUUUAAUUUUUUCAUUGCGCCAACGUUCGGGCUUGUGCAAAUCUGUUCAAAAUGGGCUACGGUAUUACAAGAAUAAGAUAUGGAAACUUUGCAUUGAAAAUGUUUCAUCCAAUUUCCAUUUUUGCUGUAGACAUUUUAUAGAUUUAACUCGAGAAUGAUUUCAAUUUCAUUCUCCAAGAUAUGAUUUAUCUUUCAAUGUGAUUUAUAAUAAAACAUUUUCAGUCGAUUUUUCAA